UUCGUUCGAAACGCGAAGAACGAAUAAGAAUAUCUCCUCCGCUUUAUCAUCCCAUUAUCCUGGUAGCUCGGUGAAAGGAUAAUAUCGGCCGAGUCGUUGCGCGCCGCAUUCGCCAUACUCGAAAUGUGCGGGACUGAGCGAGGCGACUCUUAUUCCUCGGCGAAGACGAAGGUAAUAAACAAGGUGAGUUAGACGGAGUAGCGAAUCUAUGAAGCGACGCGAUCGUAACGUAUCAAUUAAUUUAUCGGCGCAACGGGCGCAACGUGCAGUGAUAUCACCUAUUACGACGACAGUCGUUGGUCACACCUCCGGAGUUGUUAUUACAACCCGAAGGUCGGGGUCUCCGAUCGGGAUCGGAAAUUAUUAUCGUUUCAUCGGACGCCGUAGAUCGCGAUACCGCGAGAGAUAGAGAAAAAUAUAAACAUGAGAUAGCGCGGCGGCCGGUAGUCGCGGACCGACCGACCGAUCGACUCUCGUAUUUUAAUUUCAGUUCAGAGCCGCUCGCUACUUCGACCGCUCGAUUUGAAUAAUCGCCCCAUCAAUUUGAGAGAUCUGCAACGUGGCGGUCAUCGCGUCUCGAUAAUUCUUUCGUUUUGAAAAAAUUCCGUCCCGCGUCGGAGGAGCGUUUUGACAGUCGCUUCGUAAACUGACGGAGAUAAUAAUUCAAAAAUGACUCCGAUUUUCGGGCGGCAGCGAAUCCGAACGUAACGUUUCUUAAAAUAAACUUGAAAUAAAAGCCAAUGAAAGCUUCGAUUAUGCGGUGAGUGUUUGAGAAUUUGUUUGGAUUGUACGGCUGACGCGCCGCACACGCCAUCGCUGCUGUAUGCUUCGAAUUAUGAAAUUCCAACCUCACCGUUAUUGAACGGCUCCGAUCUGCGCUGAUUGAGGUUUCGUUUAUUCUACGAAUCACGAAUCUAACUCGAUCUUCGCCAUCCAGAAAGUAAAUGUUAUUUAUAGCCAUCGGCACACCCGAUAUUCUAAAUAUACGAUCUCGCGUUCCAAAUUCGAAUAUAACAAUAAGCGUCUUCGCAAAAGGAUGCGAUUAUUAAGAUGCUCAUCGUCCGUGGAAUUCUCACGGCUGUUGAUUAUUUCAUAAAUUGCGUAAUGGAUAAUUGCGGUAGAUAAACGCAGAGACAUCGGUAGCGGUGCGAAUUGGAGAAAGACAUUCCCAGAAUGCGGAGACAUCAACGCCCGCAUAAACGCGUGCGCUGUACCGACGCGCGACACUUUCCGCAAAUCGUAGAAAUAAUAACGACUCUCGUCAAAUUAAUUAUCGAUAAAAAUAACAAUGAAACAGAACCUGACCACCUGUUGGAAAUUGCGACUUUGCAACUGCAGCUGAGCUGCGGAACGUUCAUAUAUUGUAUCGCGUUGUUUUCUCAAGAAAUGAAAUCAACCGCACACACAUAUGUAUAUCCGUAGACUGUACACGAAUCAAAGAAAAUAUAAAAACGUGGAGCUGCGUUAGAGUUUCGCACGUGUUGAGUAAUUCGGCGACCGUUACUAUUACUCGAUAUAGUCAGACUGGUUGAUACUUGGAAAAAAAAAAAAAGAAAAAAAAAAAAGAAAUGGAAAAAUCAACUAGUGACUCGAUUCUAUUAUAACUCGCGGAUGACUGUAUCUAUAUGCCGUAACGAUAAUCCGUACACAACACUUCGCACCUUUCCCGUCGCCUGCAUUUGCCGCCGAUAUCAAAACUCACAUUUGUUAGUACCGCCAUGUGCUUAUGAAAUAAGAUUUUUUUUCAUCUCUCUCGCUAGUAGCUUUCGAGAUUUCACGGCAUCGGGCCUCGUGCGUGUGCAUGGCCGUAAUUUUCCGAUUUCUGAUCGAACGCAUGUACGUCGUACGUACGGAGACGGGAAGUCCGCUCUGUGAUCGAUAACAAAAACUUCAUUGAACGUGCGAAGCGUUUAUCGAGGGCAGUGGACGUUUGCCCGAUGACUGCGGAUCCCGCGUUGCGUACACGUCUGCGGCUAUUACUUAUAUGGUGUUUCCUAUUUCAUUCAUUUCCUACAGGUAUGGCUAUUUCUCUCAUGUACCGCGUGUCCCCCAACGUUUACACCGCGGUAUACGUCUGGUCACCUGUCGUCAAGCGCCAGGCUUGCGCUUUACCGGUGAGUCGAACUGAAGUCAGCGAAUUAACGUGGCGCUGCGGGGAAGGUGUUCCCUGACGGCAGGUAACCGGACACACCGCGGGGUAAAUAAUGCUGGGACACGCGGUAUGUACCUUCGCGAGUAGCUACGACUCAUUGCCAAUCUCCGUUCGCUGUGCAGUCGUCGGUUGUACGCAAUGCCAUUUUCGAUCACCUCGGCGCAGCAGUUUGUAAUUUAAGACUUGAAGAAAAAUAGAAAAUAAAAGAAAAAAAAAAAAAAAACGCAACAAAAGAUCACCGUGGGUCAGUUCGUGCGUUACGUGUACAAGUUUUCUAAGAAGCUAUUAGAUUCUUUGCAUACGCGGUGCGACUGGUCGCAUAUCUUAUUUCAGCGAGCUGUAUUAUGUCUCUUGGUCAUACGGUUUGGCGCGUAUCGUUCGAAAGAAAAAUAACCACCUGCGGACAACCAUAACAGUACGAUUCACGACGAUUCCAAAAAUGGUUGGAAGGAUGGUAGGUAAAUUUUCGAUUCACGAUUCGCGCGUCGUCUCAUGAACUAUUCAUUGAAAUAAAUCCUCGUCACGCCCGAAUCGAUUGAAACAUAAGCAGGUGAGUGUUAUCCGGUCUAGACAAACCGAAUCGCCAUGGUCACGGUGUACGUACAAUCUCAAACAAUCCGAUAAGGCGCGAAAUAUUCCGAAGUUGCCUCGCCGCUCGAUAUGAAAAAAACAAAAAAAAAAAAAAAAAAAACGAACCGAUACCUACGCCGACGAUUUAAAUACGACAAAUAAACGAACAUUGCCGAAUUUUUGCAACGACAGUUAUUGUCCUCGCCGAUCACCUACUCGCCGCUUGAAAUCCUUGACGCAGGACGUUUUUCUAAAAUGAGAUUCGUAAAACCGACCGAAAUUUUCACGCGUAGAAAUAUUUCUUUUCUGUCAAGAGCCGCGGGGAACAUGAAGAAUUGCGCGUAUUACACAGAGAAUAAACGAAUAGUGCGUACCGCGUGUGGAAAAUAUACGUCGCGACGCGUCCGUCCUUGGCUACGGAUAUAGAGGUGUUCGCGAAUCCAGUCGACCAGUAGCACAGGUUGAACGCCUAGGAAGGUAUGCGUAAAAAGUCCGCGAGUCUCCGACCGCCGUACAAAAUCGCCCUAUCUCUCUCUCUCUCUCUCUCUUUUUCAUGCCAAUCUCAACAUGGAGAGAGAUUAUCAUCGGCUUUGGAAAUGCGUGUCAACCGCUUACGCAUGAACCAAAACUGAUUCACGAUUCGCCGCCGUCCUGCCUAUCGACCGUUCGACGCGAGAGCUUCUUCCACCUUUUAUUCUACGCUCGACCGAUACGUAGGCGUUUCUAUCGAACGAUGACGAUCUAAUAGGAAAGGUGACAACUGACAAGCAAAUGUGGGAUGGGAUUAGUGCAGAUAUUACCGAUGCGAAUCUCGUUGAUUGCGUUAUUCAAAUUGGCCGUGCGUUGUGUGCGACACGUACUACGGUGUAAUAGCGAGAUUCGUGCGAAACGUGUGAUUCCGUAUGAGAAUAAUAUUUCCUUCAUUCCUUUACGCCUUAUCAGAAUCGCAUUAUUUCCCCUUUAUUUUAUGCAACGCGAGGAUAAAUACGUCCGACGAUUCAACGAUACGUUACGGUAAUUUGUCAUGGAAUCUUUGUGACUCGGCGAUAUCACGUGAGAUUCCGCGAAAAUGCACGUUCGCAAUGUGUCCACGCGGGAUCAUAUCUGGGCAAACUAGUCUCUCCUCGACGCUGGCGUAAGUAUAGCGUACGUUACAGUUACGGGAGUGUGGGAACUUCGAGCGAUAUCUGAGAUUCUUUGCCGUAGGUAUUAUCGAAGGACGAAUUAUGAAUAUUUACUAAUAAUAGUCACAGGCGUAGAAAAUAUAGACAUCGCACGCUAUUCACGUCAGCGAAGGUUUUUCUCCCGCUUCAGUCUUUAUACCUUAUGGAUGUGUAAUAUGCAAAACGCGCGAUCCUGGGGUGCUCGUGUUCCACUACUUAUGUACAUGUAUGCAUAUAUGUGUAUACAGUUAAAUAGGCAAGUUGACAUGGUACAAAUAUGUGCGCGUAUAAUUGCGGAAGCGAAGAAUUGAUAUAUCGACAAGUUGUUAUGAGGUGCGGAUCGAAAAAAAAAAAACAAAAACAAAAACAAAAAAUAUCCAUAUGUGUCUCUUUUUCUCGGGGUCUCGCGACUGACUCGAUCAUUUCGCGACAGGUUCAGCUACGCAGUCGCAGCAGCUGCAGCUCAAUCUGAGUUCGGAGUUGUUUUCUCCGUCGGUGAGACACUCGUACCAUAAAUCAAAUUCAAGAUCAACAAUAUAUCCACUCGAAACAUCGAGUGCGAUAGAAUAAUUAACGUCCAAAGCUGAUGAUCUACAUCGAUUAUUAUCGACGGUGUCCGUCGUUCGUCGCCAUCUCUGCGUGUACACAUGCGUCGAUUUGGAUAGAAAAAAAAACAAAAAAGAAAAAAAAUCUGACGCGCAGCUGUAAGUUAGCGCGUACGAACAAUUUCAUCGUUGUUUAAAAAUCUCUCAACGCUUUAAGAAAAAUAAUCAAAUGGUCCUCGGGUUGAAAAAACAUACGAGCGGUGUUUCGUACAACAUUUAUAAACGGUCUUCGAACGCCGAUGCGCGUGUGAUGAUGAAUUAGAUCCUUCGCAAAAGAUGUGUAUGCGAUACACGUCGCAUACACUGCGAACGGCAAUUAUCUUCGCGAGGAUUACAAUAACAAUAACACUGAAAGAGUAAAAGUAAGUAUGCAUGGUAAUCAGUGGUUACAGAUCUGCAGCUCGUCGUUUGCGACCUUGAGCAUCGGCGCAGAUCGGAAAGCAGCGCGUCCGAUGCACCAGUGUUUCAGUGCUCGAUCGCGCGCCGGCUAACGGAUCGCCGAGACUCAAAGGAAUCGCUGAGAUAAUAGCCGAUGUAUCGACGAUUAAUUGCGAAGUGCUCGGAGGAGGGCUUUUUUUUUCAGUAGACAGCUUCGAGUGAAAUCGCGAGCGCUCGGUUCCCAGUGGAGUGAUAAUGAAAUUGCGCGUCGUACGGUUAACGUGGACCGUUUUCCAAAUACUUUGCCCAGACCGAAACGACGUCCGUCUGUUUCCCGAAGCGUCCAAAAAUACAAUCGUAUUCCCCGGCGCCUUUAUAUCACAAGUUCACAGCUUCCCCGUGCUCGCACGUGCAGCGUAGGCAGGUCCAGAUGUGGAAUUUAUCAUCGGCGUGGGGCGUUUCUGGUCUCAUGGCCCCCCUGGCCGGUGCCGCAGAAUUUGUUUACAUUGUAUCUGAAAUACUGGCACCGCGGUGUCACCGAAACCACAACACCGAGAUAUUUUAUUGACAAAUUGCGACGAGGGUAGCGGUCCAGAAUUAACUCCGUCUUUUUCACCUCUCCUCUUCAUCUCUUCGAUCAGAAUCCGAGGAAUGAUCGUCGCGACUUCCGCGUAUCAUGUACUCGCGCACCUUCGACGGAAUAUUUUCUCUAUUCCUUUUCCUACAACAGAUGACGAGGUCAGGGUCAGACGCGUUCCCUCCUACGGGUCGGCGAAGUUUAUGGUGCUGUAAAUCAAGCGGAAGGCGCGUGCUUUGAGAUUUUUCACGCAAACGCAGCGGAGACGUACUUCGAGCUAUUGUAUCUCCAUUGAUUGAGAUAACCAGAGUUGAACCAUCGACGCACGUACUUUCGGCGGCGAGUAUUUCCUGUCGUGAAAUGGGAGCGGUUGCGGGGCCUCCACCGGAGCCCGUGAUUGGUCAAUUUUUCCGGACCAUUUAAUCAUCGCGGUGGAUUCGUCACGGGCAGGCGAAUUAUCGCGGUGAAAGGUAAUUUCCAGCUGGAUUAAUUGCAGGUCAUUCCGACGUAGACGUUGGAGGAAUAAUUCUAUGAAGACGUAAUAUUUUUAUAAAAAAAUCAUCAUCCACCCUCUUGCGCCGGGGACACCCCGCUGAACGCGAUUGACAUAGAAAAGCAAAAUUUCGUCCAAUUGAGGGAUCGCGUCAUCCGAUCUCCACCGAUUGCGAGUACAAAGCAGACGGUAUUUCACGCGGCAUAUAGCGUGUAAGUAGAGUGAGACUAUAAUCCCUAAAAUCGCCGGUCUAAUUUCUCGACGUUCAGCAGAUAACACGCUUCUGCGGUGAACAUGGAUACAUGCGGAUGAUUCCGGUUGUUGUUCACGUAGUGAACUCGUUCCAAUGACCGCGCAGCCGCCCAGGUCGCAUCCUGGCAACGAGAGCUACACCUAUUUUUCAUCUCUCCAACCGCGACUUCGAUAUUAAUUCGCUGGUCAAUUUGAUUUUUGAAAAAUUAUUGAAAUCGAUGCCCAUAGCCCACGGAAUCGUGAUAAAGCACGGGUGGAUUAUUAAUUUGAAUCUCAGAUGCCGACGGCGUACCGGGUUUUGCAUAAAUUCCUCAACAAUAAACGCAAAUCAUUCAAGCGAAGAAAACAUAUUUUCGAAUAAUGCGUUGCGAUAUGUACCGAUUGAAAAUAAAGAAAAAAAAAAAAAAAAAAAGAAAACCAUUCGGGAAUGAAUUCAGAUUUUACUAAUACACGCGAUCAUCCGCUGGAGUGACGUGAAACAACGCCGCGUUAUUCGACACAGAGACAAACGGCAAUCCCGUCCGGCUACUCUGAAAUCAGCUUCGAAUCAAUUGCGACAAAAUUAUCGGUUCCGGUUUUUGACAGUUAUCUACUGACUGCAUUCGCGAGAAAAAUUUCAAGUGCACGACCGAGACAUGGAAAAAAUAUCGAUGUAAAAGAGAAGAGGAAAAAAAUCUCCUUCGAAUAAUAAGCGAAAAUAACGAUAUGGUCACCUGCAGCGCAAACCCGGAUAUCUCGAGGGGCCAAAAUAACGGAAAAUUCAAUGCUUCUACGGAGACUAGCAACGGCGUAAUACAUGGAUGGAUCGAUAGUGAGGAGCACGAGACAAAUGACGAGUGGUUUUUAUACAGCGAAAUAACAGAGAGCGCACUUCACGGGGAUAAAAAAGCGAAGGAGAGCGACGAGACCGCUGGAUCGGGCGAUCUGGGCAUCGAUAUCCCGAUGCGAAAAAGUCUUUUUCCUUUCGUAGCCCCUUACGUAAUCUUUCAUUCGAUCGAUUGCAAAUGCCCCCGACUGUCGGCCGGCAUCAGGAAACAUCUGAAGUGGAAACUGAGCGGAGUUAUUCCAAAAAUCGUGGCUUUAACGCUCGAAAAAUCCGGAUUUCAUUUCGUCGGAGAUUCCGACGGUUGGUCGGGAACUUGGAGUCACACGUUGGGCGACCCCGGCACCUUCAAACAGGUGAAAGGAUUUCAGAAACUGAACUGCUUCCCCGGUUCGAAGAACCUCGGAUGCAAAGAUCAACUCUGGACCAACGUGAACAAGAUGAGGCAAAGAUUCGGUGAAGAGCAUUUCGGUUUUGUUCCCGAGACGUUCGUGCUACCUCGAGAGAUGCGACGGUUUCAGGAAAGGUGGCGAGAAACCGUCGGGGAUAAAUGGAUCGUAAAACCGCCGGCAUCGGGCCGCGGAAAGGGUAUCAGAGUGAUCGAUCAGUGGUGGGAGGUGCCCAAGUGGCACUCGGUUGUCGUGCAACGUUACAUCGCCAAGCCGAAGUUGAUAAACGGAUCGAAAUUCGAUCUGCGAGUUUACGUUCUCGUCACGAGCAUAGAUCCCCUGAGGAUCUACGUGUACAACGAGGGUCUGGUCAGAUUCGCGUCGGUCAAAUACGUGGACGAUUCUACGAAUCUUCACGAUCGUUUCAUGCACCUUACCAACACCAGUGUCAACAAAUACAGUCCGAAUUACGUGGUGAACGACAGCGUCGACUCGUGCCACGGUAACAAAUGGUCGUUCGGUACAUUGUGGGCGUACUUCGCCAGGGAGAAUAUCGACGUCCGGAUCAUAUGGAGCGAGAUAAAGGACAUAGUCGUCAAAACGAUGAUCAGCGGAGAGGCAGAGAUGCGAAAGGCUGUGAAAGAGAACGUCACUUCGACGUACAAUUGCUACGAAUUGUACGGCUUCGACGUUAUACUCGACGAAAAUUUGCGCCCCUGGCUUUUGGAAGUCAAUACUUUACCCUCGCUGAACGCCGACUCGGUUUUAGACACCGCCAUUAAGGCUCCCCUGAUUAGAAACGUCCUCAACAUAGCGGGCUAUCAGCUACCCGGUAAUAUCACGCUCUUCCAGGAACGACGACUCGCCAAGGAAUAUCGCUACGCCCAAAUGCGACAAGAUCAACGGAUCUACUCUACGUCGCUGAGCUCCGAAGAAAUUUUAAAACAACACGAAUUCCUCAAGUACCCCGUACGAGCGAACUACAUUCUCGCGAUCCUGAAAAAUCUGACCAGAGACGAUAUCCGGCAGCUCAUUAGGUACGAGGAUGAAAUUACGCAACUGGAACGAUUCGAAAGGAUUUUCCCCACUCCCCAUACCCACAAGUAUCACAAAUUCUUCAAAAUUCCGAGGUAUUACAACCUGCUCUUUGACGCCUGGGAAUUUCAGGCCAGUAAGCAGAGACAAGCGGGAAUCGAGAGGUUGAAAAAUUUUUGCAGACAAAAAAUUCACCUGGAAUCCACACUCUGAAUUCCCUUUUUUUUUCUUUUUUUUUUUUCCUCGUACCUCCACUAUAGAUUCUUUCGCGCUAAGUUAUGCGUUCUACAAGUGUGGCUGUUUCGAAUAAAUUGUACCAUUAAAAUACAUCUGAUUAUUUACAAUUAUACAAGAAAAUCGCAUCGCGUGUAAGCGUAACCGAGGAGCGAAGCCGCUGGAAAUUUCUCGGGCUCGGGCAGAGUCGCGGAAUAUUUAAAUCACGCGACAAAAAGUCCAUAUGCUUUCCUAUGUAUGCCAAACAUCAACACAGUUCAUCGGGAACAAGGUAUCGGCCGUACGUAGUACGUACGUCCAGCUCUCUAAUCUUCGACUGCAUAAUCUUCGAACAUGCAUUUGCAAUCCGCAGUUCUGUUCGCAAACAUUUCGACGAAUAAAAAACCACAAAUGUGAGAGAGACGGACGAUAAUACGCGCUGCGUUCCUCACUCGGUUUUCCGUCAUACUACUUUCGAUAUUAUUUCAUUGGCGUUAAAUCAAAUACUGAUCCGAU
Athalia rosae (coleseed sawfly) is the source of this 9166-nucleotide messenger RNA. Its product is annotated as tubulin monoglutamylase TTLL4-like. Gene Ontology annotation, biological process: microtubule cytoskeleton organization; protein polyglutamylation. The record is from RefSeq and is a predicted model, not a curated record. Gene Ontology annotation, cellular component: cilium. Gene Ontology annotation, molecular function: tubulin-glutamic acid ligase activity; tubulin binding. The coding region runs from base 6896 to 8650 and encodes 584 amino acids. Lineage: Eukaryota; Metazoa; Arthropoda; Insecta; Hymenoptera; Athaliidae. The transcript has a single exon.